CAGCUGUGCCCUGGGGGCAUCGAUUCACAAGGUCAAAGAAAACUGCAUAAACAGAACAGGCAGUAGAGCAUGCAAGCUGAAGCUACAGCGACAAUGGAGGCCUACAUAGAUGAAAGAUUGUGCAAAGAGUUGAUUGUGAAAAGGUUCUGAAACAUUUGCUGUGUUCAGAAGAACAAUGAUCUUCCAGUACAAUCUGAUAUUGAUGUUCCUCUGUGGCUUCGCUGCACUCUCUGUCUCAACAGAGACAUGUGGAAAAGAUCUACUAGUGGGAACGUCCUGCAUCAUGAAGCUGAGAACAAAAAACAAUGAGAAACCUUAUGAGAUAAAAUGGACCCAUGACAGAAACGGCAAAAUUCUUCACUGGAGAGAUGGGAAUAUCAAAACCAGAGCUGAAGGUGUAUUUAAGGAAGAAGAUGGAUCAUUAAGAUUUCAAAGUGUUAGUCUGAAGGACACGGGCACAUAUACAUACACUGUUACUAGUUCUGAUGGUACAGAGAUUGGCAAAGAUAACGUGGAAAUUAAAGUACAUGAAAGGGUCCCUAAACCUACAGUGAAGAUCAACUGCACCGCUGAUGGGAAUGCUGCUCUCUCCUGUGACGUGGGAAACAGUAAAGAUCCGAGUCUGACUGUAUCCUGGUAUGAAGAUGGAAAACUCAUCCAGAAUGAAAUAAAACCUCAAGUGUUCUUGUCAUCUACUCAAGUACAGGAGAAUAAAACAUACUCAUGCGAGACACACAAUCCUGUCAGCAAAGAAAAAAGUGAGAGUGUUACAGUAUCAUGUAAAAAAAUUGACCUUGGCGAUGACUCUAGCGUUGGCUCUGGCGUUGACUCUGGUGUUGACUCUGGCGUUAAAUCUGACAUUAAAUCUGGUGUUGACUCUGAUGUUGACUCUGGCGUUGACUCUGGCGUUAAAUUUGGUGUUGACUCUGGUGUUGACUUUGACUCUCCUUCAUGGAUCAUGGUGAGCAUCCUAGCCAGCGGAGGAGCCCUUCUGCUGCUGAUAAUAUGAGUUCUUGUCAUCUGAGCAUAUUGAAGCUGUCAGUGACGCAUGAAGCACCAACAAGAUCAGCAACGUCUUCAUCUCCUCUAAAAUUAUAUUAUGAGCAUUUGUAUUUUCAACAAAAGAUCAAACUGAAGCUGUAGUUGACCACAAUGUCGACAAUGUUAUAAAUUUUUGAAUGUUCCUAUAAAUGUACCUUCUUAAAAUCUGUUUUUUAAAAUUAAAGGGACAUGAUACAAUAAAACCAAAUUUUCUGAGAUUUUAA
Molecule: messenger RNA, 1265 nt
Organism: Megalobrama amblycephala (Wuchang bream)
Lineage: Eukaryota; Metazoa; Chordata; Actinopteri; Cypriniformes; Xenocyprididae
Product: CD48 antigen-like
Exons: 5
Coding region: 176-1009 (277 amino acids)
Source: RefSeq, a predicted model, not a curated record